Synchiropus splendidus (mandarinfish) is the source of this 667-nucleotide messenger RNA. Its product is annotated as probable pancreatic secretory proteinase inhibitor. The record is from RefSeq and is a predicted model, not a curated record. Bases 341 to 583 code for a protein of 80 amino acids. Gene Ontology annotation, molecular function: protein binding; serine-type endopeptidase inhibitor activity. Lineage: Eukaryota; Metazoa; Chordata; Actinopteri; Syngnathiformes; Callionymidae. The transcript is spliced from 4 exons.
GACGAUAGUAAGGGGCUCUACGAGGGAGGUGAACGACAGCGGCGUCACUGCAGCGUCCAGGGUCGUUUUCACCUAUGCAGCGUUGCAGCAGUACCAAAGCGGCCCUGAUCGUCGUUUCUCGCUCGCUGUCCCCUAUUGUCCAAUAUCAACAUCCCAUGUCGGAAAUUCAGACAUAUUUUAGUUGCGGCAUCUAAAGCAGCGCCACUGUUUUGUCAUUGAUAUGGAGUGCUGUCCGCCGUCUCUCGGCGCCCCCCACCCUCCUCAGCUGGGCAACUUGAGCCGAGCUUCCCUGCCUGACAGCAGCCGCAGCAGCAGGAUGAGUUAAUAAUCCACCUGCAUCAUGACAGGACACGCUGUGUUGCUGGGCCUCCUGCUCGUCUGUGUGGCAACAGAUGCAGCAGUGAACAUGGGCCAAAAGCGAGAGCCGUCGUGUCCGGAGACAGAGGAGAUUCUGGCCUGCCCCAUGAACAUGGCUCCAGUGUGUGGCAGCGAUGGCAACACUUAUCCAAAUGAGUGCGCCUUAUGUGUGGCAAGGCAACUGAAUAAGAUGGAGAUUCUGGUGGUGAAGGAGGAGAGUUGCUGACCUUCUGUCAUCAUCCGUGUGGAGCUGCGCACACACAUCUGAUAUGGUUUCUUCCCUGCAAACAAUAAAUGCCAUGAGACCAAA